AUGUCUGAAACAUCAUUUAUGCACUUGAUUAGGCCUAGUGUUGCUGCGCCAGCUGGAGCCUCCUCGAAUGGGCCAGCCAACGUCAAGAUUCAAACAUCGGCUUUAUUUCAAAUUUUAGAGAUUGUCUCCAAGCAAACCUUGGCUAGUAAUAAGAGGGUGAUUGGGACUUUACUAGGCUCCAGAUCCGAUGACGGCUCCAUAAUUGAAGUUAAGGAUGCAUUCAUGGUUCCAUGUAACGAAACCGGAGAUUCUAUUGCUAUUGAUGAUCAUACCCAUAAGACUUUUUUACAAUUAUAUAAAAAAGCCCAUUCUAAAGAAAGUGUAUUGGGAUGGUUUGGUAGUAGCGCACAAAUAGAUGGUACUACUGGAUUAAUUCAUGAUUUUUACUCAAAAGGCGCUGAUAGAGCUUAUCCAUUCCCAGCUAUUUAUUUAAAUGUUGAUUACCUUGAUCAAUCAAAUAAGAUAACUAUACCAAAAUUGACCACUUAUAUUGGUGCUGCCGUUGGUAAGCCAAACACCAAUCCACAAAGAAUCGGAUGGAAAGUUCAAAGUACCAUUAACUCUUAUAUUUUCACUCCAAUUCCAAAUGAAGUUGUUAGUGGAACUAUUUCAGAAAAAUUAACUUUAAAUUUCAUUAACGAUCCAAAUCAUAUCCGUCAAAACAAUACCAUUUCUUUACAAAAUGAAAAUGAUGAAAACUUAACCCAUUUAUCAAAGGAAAUCAAAUCAGUUAGUUCUAAUAUCGAUCAAUUAUUAACCUACAUAAAUAAUGGAGCCACCAAAAAUGAUAGUGAUGCUAAUAUCGAGUUAUUGAGACACUUGUCUAAUAACUUAUUGGCCAAACCUCAAGUCUUGACCGAUGUUGAAACUUUAAAGAGCCAUUUCCGUAAUCAUAACCAAGACGUCAUUAUGAUUGAAUACUUAACCAAAGCCGUUAAGGAACAAAUCGAAUUGAGUGCAAGAUUAUCUGCCGAAGCUGAAAAAAGAUGA
This is a messenger RNA of Hyphopichia burtonii NRRL Y-1933, 990 nucleotides long. RefSeq lists its product as uncharacterized. Bases 1 to 990 code for a protein of 329 amino acids. Gene Ontology annotation, molecular function: translation initiation factor binding; metallopeptidase activity; translation initiation factor activity. Lineage: Eukaryota; Fungi; Ascomycota; Pichiomycetes; Serinales; Debaryomycetaceae. Gene Ontology annotation, biological process: translational initiation. The transcript has a single exon. Gene Ontology annotation, cellular component: eukaryotic translation initiation factor 3 complex, eIF3m. The record is from RefSeq and is a predicted model, not a curated record.